This is a messenger RNA of Tupaia belangeri chinensis (Chinese tree shrew), 6356 nucleotides long. RefSeq names its product otoferlin (gene OTOF). Gene Ontology annotation, molecular function: calcium ion binding; AP-2 adaptor complex binding. The transcript is spliced from 47 exons. Gene Ontology annotation, cellular component: synaptic vesicle membrane; presynaptic active zone membrane. Gene Ontology annotation, biological process: synaptic vesicle priming; plasma membrane organization. The coding region runs from base 29 to 6112 and encodes 2027 amino acids. NCBI's taxonomy places the organism in Eukaryota, Metazoa, Chordata, Mammalia, Scandentia, Tupaiidae. The record is from RefSeq and is a predicted model, not a curated record.
UGGCAGUGCCCAGGCUCACCUCGCCAGCAUGGCCCUGCUCGUCCACCUCAAGACAGUCUCGGAGCUGCGGGGCAGGGGUGACCGGAUCGCCAAAGUGACUUUCCGAGGGCAGUCCUUCCACUCCCGGGUCCUGGAGAACUGUGAGGACGUGGCUGACUUCGAUGAGACAUUCCGAUGGCCCGUGGCCAGCAACAUUGACAAAAAUGAGAUGCUCGAGAUUCAGAUCUUCAACUACAGCAAAGUCUUCAGCAACAAGCUGGUCGGGACCUUCCGCAUGGUGCUGCAGAAGGUGGUGGAGGACAACCAUGUGGAGGUGACUGACACCCUGAUUGAUGACAACAAUGCAAUCAUCAAGACCAGCCUGUGCGUGGAGGUCCGUUAUCAGACCACAGAUGGCACGGUGGGCUCCUGGGACGACGGGGACUUCCUGGGGGAUGAGUCUCUUCAGGAAGAAGAGAAGGACAGCCAGGAGACAGACGGGCUCCUCCCUGGCUCCCGUCCCAGUUCCCGGCCACCGGGCGAGAAGAGUUUCCGGAGCAAAGGCAGAGAGAAGACCAAGGGAGGCAGAGAUGGCGAGCACAAAGCCGGGAGGAGCGUCUUCUCCGCCAUGAAGCUCGGCAAGAACCGGCCCCACAAGGAGGAGACGCAGAGACCAGAUGAACCCGCAGUGCUGGAGAUGGAGGACUUGGACCACCUGACCAUGCGGCUGGGGGAUGGCCUGGAUCCCGACUCGGUGUCUCUAGCCUCCGUCACCGCUCUCACCACCAAUGUCUCCAACAAGCGAUCUAAGCCAGACAUUAAGAUGGAGCCAAGUGCCGGGCGGCCCAUGGAUUACCAGGUCAGCAUCACGGUGAUUGAGGCUCGGCAGCUGGUGGGCUUGAACAUGGACCCCGUGGUGUGCGUGGAGGUGGGCGACGACAAGAAGUACACGUCCAUGAAGGAGUCCACGAACUGCCCCUAUUACAAUGAGUACUUUGUCUUCGACUUCCACGUCUCUCCUGACGUCAUGUUCGACAAGAUCAUCAGGAUCUCGGUGAUUCACUCCAAGAACCUGCUACGCAGCGGCACCCUGGUGGGCUCCUUCAAAAUGGAUGUGGGAACCGUGUACUCCCAGCCUGAGCACCAGUUCCAUCACAAGUGGGCCAUCCUGUCUGACCCCGACGACAUCUCUGCCGGGCUGAAGGGCUAUGUAAAGUGCGACGUCGCUGUGGUGGGCAAGGGGGACAACAUCAAGACACCACACAAGGCAAAUGAGACAGACGAGGAUGACAUUGAGGGGAACUUGCUGCUCCCUGAGGGGGUCCCCCCAGAACGCCAGUGGGCCCGGUUCUAUGUGAAAAUUUACCGAGCAGAGGGGCUGCCCCGUAUGAACACAAGCCUCAUGGCCAACGUGAAGAAGGCUUUCAUUGGCGAAAACAAGGACCUCGUGGACCCCUAUGUGCAAGUCUUCUUUGCCGGCCAGAAGGGCAAGACGUCGGUGCAGAAAAGCAGCUACGAGCCACUGUGGAAUGAGCAGGUUGUCUUUACAGACCUCUUUCCCCCACUCUGCAAACGCAUGAAGGUGCAGAUUCGGGACUCGGACAAGGUCAACGAUGUGGCCAUCGGCACCCACUUCAUCGACCUGCGCAAGAUUUCCAAUGAUGGAGACAAAGGCUUCCUGCCCACGCUGGGCCCAGCCUGGGUGAACAUGUACGGCUCCACCCGCAACUACACGCUGCUGGAUGAGCACCAGGACCUGAACGAGGGCCUGGGGGAGGGCGUGUCCUUCCGUGCCCGCCUCAUGCUGGGCCUGGCAGUAGAGAUCCUGGACACCUCCAAUCCCGAGCUCACCAGCUCCACAGAGGUGCAGGUGGAGCAGGCCACGCCUGUCUCGGAGAGCUGCACAGGGAAAAUAGAAGAAUUCUUUCUGUUCGGAGCCUUCCUGGAGGCCUCGAUGAUCGACCGGAAAAAUGGAGACAAACCAGUCACCUUCGAGGUCACCAUAGGCAACUAUGGGAAUGAAGUGGACGGCAUGUCUCGACCCCAGCGGCCUCGGCCCCGGAAGGAGCCUGGGGACGAAGAGGAAGUGGACCUGAUCCAGAACUCGAGUGACGAGGAGGCUGACGAUGGCGGGGACCUGGCCUCGGUCUCCUCCACCCCUCCCAUGCGGCCCCAGAUCACGGACAGGAACUACUUCCACCUGCCCUACCUGGAGCGCAAGCCCUGCAUCUACAUCAAGAGCUGGUGGCCUGACCAGCGCCGCCGCCUCUACAACGCCAACAUCAUGGAGCACAUCGCAGACAAGCUGGAAGAAGGCCUGAAUGAUGUGCAGGAGAUGAUCAAAACAGAGAAGUCCUACCCGGAGCGUCGCCUGCGGGGCGUCCUGGAGGAGCUCAGCUGUGGCUGCUACCGCUUCCUCUCCCUGGCUGACAAGGACCAGGGCCACUCGUCCCGCACCAGGCUAGACCGGGAGCGCCUCAAGUCCUGCAUGAGGGAGCUGGAGAGCAUGGGACAGCAGGCCAAGGCCCUGCGCGCACAGGUGAAGCGGCACACGGUGCGCGACAAGCUGAGGCUGUGUCAGAACUUCCUGCAGAAGCUGCGUUUCCUGGCGGACGAGCCUCAGCACAGCAUCCCCGACAUCUUCAUCUGGAUGAUGAGCAACAACAAGCGCAUCGCCUACGCCCGGGUGCCCUCCAAGGACCUGCUCUUCUCCAUCGUGGAGGAAGAGACCGGCAAGGACUGCGCCAAGGUCAAGACGCUCUUCCGCCAGGGGGCGAGACUGCCUGGGAAGCGGGGCUUCGGCUCAGCGGGCUGGACAGUGCAGGCCAAGCUGGAGCUCUACCUAUGGCUGGGCCUCAGCAAGCAGCGGAAGGACUUCCUGUGCGGCCUGCCCUGUGGCUUCGAGGAGGUCAAGGCAGCCCAAGGCCUGGGCCUGCACUCCUUCCCGCCCAUCAGCCUGGUCUACACUAAGAAGCAGGCCUUCCAACUCCGAGCACACAUGUACCAGGCCCGCAGCCUCUUCGCCGCCGACAGCAGCGGCCUCUCCGACCCCUUCGCCCGCGUCUUCUUCAUCAACCAGAGCCAGUGCACAGAGGUGCUGAACGAAACCCUGUGUCCCACCUGGGACCAGAUGCUGGUGUUCGACAACCUAGAGCUUUACGGCGAGGCUCAUGAGCUGCGGGAUGACCCCCCCAUCAUUGUCAUCGAGAUCUACGACCAGGACACCAUGGGCAAAGCCGACUUCAUGGGCCGGACCUUCGCCAAGCCCCUGGUGAAGAUGGCGGAGGAGGCGUACUGCGCACCCCGCUUUCCGCCCCAGCUCGAGUACUACCAGAUCUACCGCGGCAACGCCACAGCUGGAGACCUGCUGGCUGCCUUCGAGCUGCUGCAGAUUGGGCCAGCAGGGAAGGCUGACCUUCCCCCUAUCAAUGGCCCAGUGGACAUGGACCGAGGUCCCAUCAUGCCUGUGCCCGUGGGCAUCCGGCCCGUGCUCAGCAAGUACCGAGUGGAGGUGCUGUUCUGGGGCCUGCGGGACCUGAAGCGGGUGAACCUGGCCCAGGUGGACCGGCCGCGGGUAGACAUCGAGUGUGCAGGGAAGGGCGUACAGUCGUCCUUGAUCCACAACUACAAGAAGAACCCCAACUUCAGCACCCUUGUCAAGUGGUUUGAAGUGGACCUCCCAGAGAAUGAGCUCCUGCACCCGCCCCUCAACAUCCGCGUGGUGGACUGCCGGGCCUUUGGCCGCUACACGUUGGUGGGCUCCCACGCCGUCAGCUCCCUGCGGCGCUUCAUCUACCGGCCCCCAGACCGCUCGGCUGCCAGCUGGAACACCAUGGGUGAGGUCGUGGUGAACAUGGAGCCAGAAGUGCCCGUCAAGAAGCUGGAGACCAUGGUGAAGCUGGACGCGACGUCCGAUGCCGUCAUCAAGGUGGAUGUGGCUGAGGAGGAGAAGGAGAAGAAGAAGAAGAAAAAGAAGGGCACGGCGGAGGAGCCGGACGAGGAGGAGCCGGACGAGAGCAUGCUGGACUGGUGGUCCAAGUACUUCGCCUCCAUCGACACCAUGAAGGAGCAACUCCGACAGCACGAGGCCUCGGGAAUGGACUUGGAGGAGAAGGAGGAGGUGGACAACACUGAGGGCCUGAAGGGGCCGAUGAAGGGCAAGGAGAAGGCAAGGGCUGCAAGGGAGGAGAAGAAAAAGAGAAACCAGAGCCCUGGCGCCAGUCUGGGGUCCGAGGCCCCGGAGAAAAAGAAGCCCAAGAUUGAUGAGCUUAAGGUGUACCCCAAGGAGCUGGAGUCCGAGUUCGACAACUUCGAGGACUGGCUGCACACGUUCAACCUGCUGCGGGGCAAGACCGGCGAUGACGAGGACGGCUCCACCGAGGAGGAGCGCAUCGUGGGCCGGUUCAAGGGUUCCCUCUGCGUAUACAAAGUGCCACUGCCAGAGGACGUGUCCCGGGAAGCCGGCUACGACCCCACCUAUGGAAUGUUCCAGGGCAUCCCAAGCAACGAUCCCAUCAACGUGCUGGUCCGAGUCUAUGUGGUCCGGGCAACGGACCUGCAUCCCGCAGACAUCAACGGCAAAGCGGACCCCUACAUCGCCAUCCGGCUAGGCAAGACCGACAUCCGCGACAAGGAGAACUACAUCUCCAAGCAGCUCAACCCUGUCUUCGGGAAGUCCUUCGACAUCGAGGCCUCCUUCCCCAUGGAAUCCAUGCUGACGGUGGCUGUGUACGACUGGGAUCUCGUGGGCACCGACGACCUCAUUGGGGAAACGAAGAUCGACCUGGAGAACCGCUUCUACAGCAAGCACCGGGCCACCUGCGGCAUCGCCCAGGCCUACUCCACACACGGCUACAACAUCUGGAGGGACCCCAUGAAGCCCAGCCAGAUCCUGACCCGCCUCUGUAAAGAGGGCAAGGUGGACGGCCCUCACUUUGGGCCCCCCGGGAGGGUGAAGGUCUCCAAUCGCGUCUUCACAGGGCCCUCAGAGAUCGAGGACGAGAACGGUCAGAGGAAGCCCACGGACGAGCACGUGGCGCUGUCUGCCCUGAGGCACUGGGAGGACAUCCCGCGAGUGGGCUGCCGCCUGGUGCCAGAACACGUGGAGACAAGGCCCCUCCUCAACCCUGACAAGCCUGGCAUCGAGCAGGGCCGCCUGGAGCUGUGGGUGGACAUGUUCCCCAUGGACAUGCCGGCCCCAGGGACGCCUCUGGACAUCUCGCCCCGGAAGCCCAAGAAGGCACCACCCUCCCCCUUAGGGCUCUGGUCCCCCCCACCCCAGUCCCCCCAGGGCAAGGGCAACAUCUCACAGCAGCCCUGUAUCUGGCCAUCCCUCCUGCUCUCUCUGGGGCCCGUCUACACUUUCCACACAAGCCUGGCCCUGGCCCUGUGCUCGCCUGGGGAGAAGUCCAGUGACAUUUUUGUGCGGGGGUGGCUGAAGGGCCAACAGGAGGACAAGCAGGACACAGACGUCCACUACCACUCCCUCACCGGCGAGGGCAACUUCAACUGGCGCUACCUGUUCCCCUUCGACUACCUGGCAGCCGAGGAGAAGAUCGUCAUCUCCAAGAAGGAGUCCAUGUUCUCCUGGGACGAGACCGAGUACAAGAUCCCCGCCAGGCUCACCCUGCAGAUCUGGGAUGCCGACCACUUCUCUGCCGACGACUUCCUGGGCGCCAUCGAGCUGGACCUGAACCGGUUCCCGCGGGGCGCGAAGACGGCCAAGCAGUGCACCAUGGAGAUGGCCACCGGGGAGGUGGACGUGCCCCUCGUCUCCAUCUUCAAGCAGAAACGCGUCAAAGGCUGGUGGCCCCUCCUGGCCCGCAACGAGAACGACGAGUUUGAGCUCACGGGCAAGGUGGAGGCUGAGUUGCACCUACUGACGGCUGAGGAGGCGGAGAAGAACCCGGUGGGCCUGGCCCGCAACGAGCCUGACCCCUUGGAGAAACCCAACCGGCCCGACACGAGCUUCGUCUGGUUCUUGAACCCUCUCAAGUCCGCCCGCUAUUUCCUGUGGCACACGUACCGCUGGCUGCUCCUCAAACUGCUGCUGCUCCUCCUCCUGCUCCUCCUCCUCGCCCUGUUUCUCUACUCGGUGCCUGGCUACCUGGUCAAGAAGAUCCUUGGGGCCUGAGCCCGCAGCCUCUGGGCGCUGGUACUCCUCCCUGCUUCCUCAGGACCAAGGGCUGGGCCCCCUGUGAUACGCACACUCACACACAUGCAAACACACACAUGUACACAAGCACAUGUGUGCACUCAAGCACAUACACGCACAAGCACAUAGCAAACAUGCACAUGAGUAUGCACACGUGUGCACAUGUACAUGUAUGCAUGCACAUACAAGCCCACACAAACAUAUACAGCAACUUUCAAGCUUU